Messenger RNA from Erythranthe guttata (spotted monkey flower), 2012 nucleotides. NCBI's taxonomy places the organism in Eukaryota, Viridiplantae, Streptophyta, Magnoliopsida, Lamiales, Phrymaceae. The record is from RefSeq and is a predicted model, not a curated record.
AAUAACUCAUCCGCCCCGGCUCCACCGAACUCCGCCCCUCCACCCCCGAUAACCGUUUCCCCUCCGACACCGGCCGCCCUUUCGCCGCCUCCACCACGAGCCGGUGGUGCGCAAACACCUCCAUCUUCAAUUUCUCCUCCUCCUCCUCAUCCUCCACCAGCAGCACCCGCUAAUAGGGGCACCGAUUCUUCAUCGUCGGGCUCGAACGAUGCUUCGUCUCAGACUCAAUCCCAUGAUUCAAACACGAGUUCGGCCAUCAUCGCCGGAAUUGUCGCCGGAGGAGUGCUGGUUCUUGCAUUAAUCAUUUUCUUUCUAAUAUGUUCGAGGAAGAAAAAGAAACCUCGAUAUUAUAUGGAUCCCAUACAGCCCCCUAAAGGUAUACCCAUGCAACUUUAGCUUUAGAAUUUUUAAAAUCAAAGUGUACAAAAAUGCAUGAAUUCUUGAUAAUCUAAUAUAAAACAUGCAAUUUUGACAAAAACUCAUAGGGGGGUUUUAGUUACAUUUUGUAACACAGGGGGUUUUUGAGCCAUUCGAGAUUUCACAGGGGUACUAUUUGCAAAUAACUCUUUUUGGUAUGUUAACUGAUUUUUUCACUAUUAGGAAAUGAAAAAUACUACAAUGAUCCCACACAAUGGCAGAGUCCCCGCACCGCCGACCAGCAAUCAAACCUGCCGCCACCGCCGGGGUUCAUGAGCACCCCCGGCGGGGGGUGGGGGGCACCGCCCCCGCCGCCCCUAGUGAACACGAGCAGCGAUUACAGCUCUGUUCACUCGGGGCAGCAACACCAGACGCCGCCUAUGAUGGCCCCGUCGCCGAAUAUCGGUGUCGGCAUGAGCCAAUUCACGUACGAGGAUCUAGCGGCAGCCACCGCCGGAUUCUCUCAGGCCAACUUGUUGGGCCAAGGCGGCUUCGGCUUUGUGCACAAAGGGGUUUUGCCCGACGGGCGGGAGGUGGCGGUCAAGAGUCUCAAGUCGGGCAGCGGGCAGGGAGAGCGGGAAUUUCAAGCCGAGGUUGAAAUCAUUAGCCGGGUCCACCACCGCCACCUCGUCUCCCUUGUCGGUUAUUGCAUCGCCAACGGUCAAAGAAUGCUUGUCUAUGAAUUUGUUUCCAACAAGACUUUGGAAUUCCAUCUUCAUGGAAAAGGUCAACCGGUCAUGGCAUGGGCAAUGAGGCUUCGAAUUGCGAUUGGAUCGGCCAAAGGACUUGCUUACCUACACGAAGAUUGCCACCCUCGAAUCAUCCACCGCGAUAUCAAAACGGCAAACAUUCUUCUCGACGACAACUUCGAAGCCAUGGUGGCUGAUUUCGGUUUGGCGAAACUCACUUCGGAUAAUUACACUCAUGUGUCUACACGUGUCAUGGGAACUUUCGGGUAUUUAGCUCCCGAAUAUGCGUCAAGUGGGAAGCUAACCGAAAAAUCGGAUGUUUUCUCGUUCGGGGUCAUGCUCUUGGAAUUGAUAACCGGUCGUCGACCCGUUGACCCGACUAACUUAAUCAUGGAAGAUAGUUUAGUAGAUUGGGCGAGGCCUCUUCUGUCGAAAGCAUCGGAAGAUGGAAAUUACAACGGGCUGGUUGAUCCAAGGCUUGAAGGCAAUUACGUUCCGCAAGAGAUAGCUCGUAUGGUUGCUUGUGCUGCAGCUAGCAUACGUCAUUCAGCAAGACGGCGUCCUAGAAUGAGCCAGAUUGCACGUGCAUUGGAAGGAGAUUCGUCACUAGACGACUUGAACGAAGGCGUAAAACCGGGGCAAAGCAAUGUGUACAAUCCCAACGGAAGCAGAGAGGGGGCCUACGACACCGGGGCCUACAAUGCCGACAUGGUGAAGUUCCGACAGAUGGUGAUGUCAUCCCAAGAUUUCAACAGCAGUGAUUACGGAACGAGCGAAUACGGGCUCAACCCUUCUUCUUCUAGCAGCGAAGAGAUGGGAAAAUCGAGAACACAACAUGCAUCCACGAAGACAGAUAACUAAUUAAUAAAUUAAAUAGCACCACGAUUUAAAAAAAAAAAAAAAAAA